Anoplopoma fimbria (sablefish) is the source of this 921-nucleotide messenger RNA. Its product is annotated as dicarboxylate carrier SLC25A8-like. The record is from RefSeq and is a predicted model, not a curated record. Bases 1 to 921 code for a protein of 306 amino acids. Gene Ontology annotation, cellular component: mitochondrial membrane. The transcript has 6 exons. Lineage: Eukaryota; Metazoa; Chordata; Actinopteri; Perciformes; Anoplopomatidae. Gene Ontology annotation, biological process: mitochondrial transport; response to cold; mitochondrial transmembrane transport. Gene Ontology annotation, molecular function: oxidative phosphorylation uncoupler activity.
AUGGUUGGCGUGAAACCCAAAGACGUGGUGCCCUCUGCGGCAGUUAAGUUCUUCGGUGCAGGCACGGCAGGCUGCAUUGCUGACCUUAUCACCUUUCCAUUGGAUACUGCCAAAGUCAGACUACAGAUUCAGGGAGAGUCUCAAGGGGCCGGUGCAGUGAAGUAUCGUGGAGUGUUUGGCACCAUCACCACCAUGGUGCGCACAGAGGGGCCCAGGAGUCUUUACAGCGGACUGGUGGCAGGACUCCAGAGGCAAAUGAGCUUCGCCUCUGUCCGAAUUGGCCUCUACGACUCCAUGAAGCAAUUCUACACUCGAGGCACUGAGAGUGCUGGGAUUGUUACCCGGCUAUUGGCGGGAUGCACCACAGGAGCCAUGGCUGUGGCUUUUGCGCAACCAACAGAUGUGGUGAAGGUGCGUUUCCAAGCCCAGGUGCGAAUGGCUGACGGUGGGAGGAGAUACAACAGCACCCUGGAUGCCUACAAGACGAUUGCUCGAAAUGAGGGAGUACGGGGCCUUUGGAAAGGUUGUUUGCCGAACAUCACUCGUAAUGCCAUUGUAAACUGUACAGAACUGGUGACCUAUGACAUUAUCAAAGAACUCAUCCUGAAGUAUGACCUAAUGACAGACAACCUGCCGUGCCACUUCAGUGCUGCCUUUAGUGCAGGCUUCUGCACAACAGUGGUGGCCUCCCCUGUGGAUGUAGUCAAAACGCGGUUCAUGAACUCGGCAGACGGCCAGUACAAGAGCGCUAUCAACUGUGCUCUCACCAUGUUUAGAAAUGAAGGACCUGCAUCCUUCUAUAAAGGGUUCACGCCUUCUUUUCUGCGACUAGGGUCGUGGAACAUUGUGAUGUUUGUGACAUAUGAACAAAUUAAAAGAGGUAUGACCAGGGCACAACAGUACUGGGAGUCGCCGUCUUGA